GACAAAAGUACCUCACACUUAUUGAGCAAGUGGAUAUCAACAGUUCUAGAUCAUUCACGAAUAUACAACGAGAGCUUAAUUCGUGGCAACUCGUCAUCCGCAUAUCCUCACCAAAUAUAAAAUCAAAAGGUCCCAUUUUUUGACUGAUCUAUCCCGCCGACAAUGUCUAAUCAACAGGCAAACACACAGUCUGCGGCCAUAGACUUCUGUCCCGAAGCAAAAUAUGUUGAAGAGACCAAAACCGUCACCGUCAUCUUCAACACGGAUCGCGACUGGAUACAUGGCCCUCAAGAUCCCAUCAUCAAGCAGAUAUCCCAACAUUCCAUGAAAAUCAAGAAAAUGAUCCUCAUCAUUGAGUUUCCCGCCACCACCACCGACCCAUUGAGAUUGUCGCACAUUAAAGAGCGCAUCGAGUCGAUCGUUGCAGCUAUAAAUCUGGCUGACCUUCAAACCCCAACAAAUGCUGUCGAAGUAACGCAAGCUUUGGUUCACUCGCGUGAUUACAAGGUUGAGCAGCUCAACUGCCUGGUUCCUUUGGAGGAUUUGUGUAUGGAUUAUACUUUGAAGAUUAGCGUGAAUGGGGGGGAGUAUUUGGAUAAGUUCAAUACUAAACUGGGUGUGAGAUUGGCUAAGCAGUUCAAGAAGUAUAUUGGGAAGUUUGCAGAUGUUUCUCGUGCUGGAUAGGAGAAACUGUGGAUGAUAGGGAUCGAAGGAUUUUAGUGCCUCACAACCGAUCUCAUCUCGAGGGUGAGAAUGGUCAACGUAGAUCAAAUUUAGUUGGAGAUAUA
Messenger RNA from Botrytis cinerea B05.10, 788 nucleotides. RefSeq lists its product as hypothetical. NCBI's taxonomy places the organism in Eukaryota, Fungi, Ascomycota, Leotiomycetes, Helotiales, Sclerotiniaceae. The transcript has a single exon. The record is from RefSeq and is a predicted model, not a curated record. The coding region runs from base 163 to 684 and encodes 173 amino acids.